AUGGACUUGAUCGAGCUUCCAGUAGAGCUCCUCAGCCGAGUAUGUCGCUUCCUCGGACGAGCGUCGGGUACCAACAACGACAAGUAUUCAUACAAGAACAGAGACUUUGGAUCGCUGCGAUCGACAUGCAAAGCCAUCUACGCUAGAACGGAAUUCGACGCAAGCAUUCGGUAUGGCCUCCAGGAAUGCUGCUUUGAUCUCGAGCCGUCGUCGCUUGCUCUCUUCCUACACUUGUCCCGUAUCCCCGCCUUCCGCAGUCGAAUGGCGCACAUAAAUCUAUGCGCGCUCACCAAACCCACGACGAUAAGCGACUACGAGUGGUAUCUGCUAUACGAGGACGAGCAGAGCUUUGUGAGAUCUGGUGAAGCCGCCCAUAUGCUCGCCCAAUGUUUCCGCCAACUACGAUUCGCGGACUCUUUCAUCGAACUGGAGCUACCAUAUGGAAAUUGCAUCGUCGGCGAGCAGACAACUGUACUGCGAGCCUUGCAGUUGUCGCGAUUUCCAGAGAAGAUCGCCUUUGUCUACCUCUGGCUCGAGAACUCUCGGAAGCCCGAAUGGGAGCUGUUUGCAGACUCAUUGUCGGAGUUUCGACCUUGGAUCAAGAAAGCUAUCUUCCUAACACCAAAGGCUUACGGUAAAGAUGUUGCAAAGAGUCGCGAAGUUGGAGCUCACAUCAAGAAUGUGCGCCCGGUCCAUCCGGAUGUAUUAGAGGUUGUUGCUGCCACUACUGGUGUUGAACGCCUACAACUCCAAGGAUGCAAUGACAUGCCCGAGCUUCGUAUAUGUCACGGCUGCGAAAGUCUCUUCUCUAAACACAUAAUGGCCCGCUCGUAUGAGCAUUUGCAAUCUCUGGAGCUUUCCGAUCUGUACCUAAGCGGUAGCCGACUCCGGGGAUUUCUCAAUCGCGCCGAGAAUCUGGUGUCUUUCGAGGCAAUUGGAGUGACCUUAACGGAUAGAUCAUGGAAGUCAAUAUACCAGGGAUUGAGGAAGCUACCGCUCUGGCACAUCUACAUCGGUUGCAAUUACCAGAAACGCGGGCCUCUCACACCGACCGUACUUCCCCACGCUUGCCGUAACCGCCACGCAAACAAGAGCGGGAACUACGCCUAUAAUGACAACGUCAAUGUGCUACUCGAUGCUAUGAUAACCCACUUUCACGUUCUUCGCGUGCGCGCAAAUCAGUUGUAUCGUCGUCCAAAGUACUUCGAAGUCUGCUUUUUUGAUGUUCUGGGGUUGAUGAGAGAAACGUAUGAGAGCGACUUACAGAGGUAUGCUGUAGAGGCAGAAGGGAACUGA
Alternaria ventricosa is the source of this 1296-nucleotide messenger RNA. RefSeq lists its product as uncharacterized. Lineage: Eukaryota; Fungi; Ascomycota; Dothideomycetes; Pleosporales; Pleosporaceae. The record is from RefSeq and is a predicted model, not a curated record. The coding region runs from base 1 to 1296 and encodes 431 amino acids. The transcript has a single exon.